AUGGUUGAUUCUUUACAAAAGGCCUCGUCUGCAGUUCACAGCGAGCGGACACCCACAUCAUCGACACGUACGGGUGCUGCUCACUCCACAAAUCAUAAUCAACCAUCAGACGCUGCUAGUCAACAAAAUUGCACCUCGUCAACGGCAGUUCAGGAUGAUGACGAGGGUGACAAUGUCGCGGCUUACAUGGAUGCGAUGAAUGAUCGACCCAUUGAACAAGAACAAGCCGCCGUGCCACUUUAUCUGGGCGAACCGCAUCUACUUUCAUUUGUGAUGGAUGUCUGCAACUCUGGGCACCAGUCUCACUACCUGGUGCCACGCGCCGCCGCUCGCACGCUUCCCUCAGACGACUUGACCUUUUUACGAGUCAAGGGCUGCUUCUCAUUACCUAGUCCCAAGGUGUGCGAAAGUUUGUUGAAACACUACUUCCACUACGUCCAUCCGCUGCUGCCGAUUGUGGAUGCCAAUCGUGUGCUCACUCAAUAUCACCACGAAGGUGACGCACCGUGCGUGAACCUGCUCCUGUUAUGGAGCAUGUUCUUCGCCGCCGCCAAUUUUGCAAGCCCUGAACUAGUUCAGGAAGCCAAAUAUGCUUCGCGGAAAGCCAUGAAGAGAGAUCUGUACCAGAGAGCAAAGUUAUUGUAUGAUUCCGACUACGAAACUGACAAGAUCGUGGUCAUUCAAGCGGCGCUUCUACUCAGCUACUGGUUCAUCGACUCCGAGGACCGCACUGGCACCUACCAUUGGAUAGGCAUUGCCAUCAGCCUUUGCCAUACCAUUGGCCUGCAUCAAGAUACCCAACGCCCAUCCUUGAAGACUGCUACCUUACCCAACGCCCAACACGCCCUAUGGAGAUCGAUAUGGUGGUCAUGCUUGUGCCGCGAGACUUGGAUCUCGUUCGGCAUGGGGCGCCCGAUGCGGAUCAUGAUGGAGAACUGCAACGUUCCCAUGCCGACCCUCGAGGACGUGAUGCUGUUGUACGGAAAUGACACGACCCCCGGGCGAGAAUCUCUCAUGCCCCAAGAAGUGCCCUCGCUCGCCCUGUGUUGGCUCAAGAUGCUGAACACGACGGUGGCACUGUACAACAUCCACCGGACACACUACGGUCCUAACAGAGCCAAGUCCUCGACGGCUGACAUUGCCCGUGAUCAAGACAUGUUGCUGAAUUGCGCCCAAAUGCCGUCUGCUUCCGGCACCAGUCAAGGCAUACACCAGCCCUUGAGACUGGUCCAACAGCAACUCGAACUCAUUGAGCACUUUAUCUCCAUUGCACUGUACAGACUGUACAUACACAAGGCUCCGUCAGACCUCAGCCCUGAACAGUACGAGUUGUGGCGGCCUACCAUCAUGGAAAAGGUGUAUGCUUCUGCUUCUGCAGCCAGCACAGUCCUUGUAACUUUGGGGCAAGCAAGCCUCAUCGAUCGCUGUCAAUCAAUCAUAAUCACCGCGAUUAUCCCCGUCAUGCAAAUCCACCUCUAUGGCUCGGUUUUCUCCGACGGGCUGCGGCAAAAAUUCAGCAUCUACCAACUGGACAUGUGUAUGGCCGUGCUUGCGGAACUGGGCAAAACCUUCUGGGCGGCCGACAUGACUUACAACAUCUUCUCCGAGGCCAAGCGGAAGAUCAAAUCCAAAUUCGACAGACAACCACCCGUUCCGCGACCUUCUAAUAUCACAUCGCCAGGAUCUAACCACUGCAUCUCGACUCUGACACCGACACCAGCCCAGCCCGUGACAGCCAUGGGAAAUCCGUCGAGCCAUGGCCAGACUUCCUCUUCAAUGGAUCUUUCAGAGCCAGAUCUGAGCGCGCUGUUGGGCGGCGAACUGUUCCUCUCGGCAGAUAGAUGUCUCUUUCCGGACACGAUCUUUGAGCCCGGUGGCGAAUGGGACUUUGACAGCAACACCUUUAUGAGUCCGUCGGGGUUUAUGAACUUUGAGAACACGAAUGAAGUGGCGUUCAUGUCUCACGAGACGUGA
Molecule: messenger RNA, 1974 nt
Organism: Fonsecaea monophora
Lineage: Eukaryota; Fungi; Ascomycota; Eurotiomycetes; Chaetothyriales; Herpotrichiellaceae
Exons: 7
Coding region: 1-1974 (657 amino acids)
Biological process (GO): DNA-templated transcription
Molecular function (GO): zinc ion binding; DNA binding
Source: RefSeq, a predicted model, not a curated record